Molecule: messenger RNA, 1895 nt
Organism: Chelonoidis abingdonii (Abingdon island giant tortoise)
Lineage: Eukaryota; Metazoa; Chordata; Testudines; Testudinidae
Source: RefSeq, a predicted model, not a curated record
GGGGAACCGACACGUUCCGCCCCGCAGCCCCCGGCGGCAGAACCGCCCCCUGCGCCGGCGCCCAGGGCAGCAGCAGUAUGAGCGGCUCCUCCGGGCGCGCGAGCCGCUGAGCCUCGCCCGCCGCCGGGGCCUCUCGGAUGCUCGAGGCCCCUCCGGGCUGAGGAUGCUGAAGAUGAAGCUGCCGCUGAAACAGACGAGCCACCGGACGGAGGAGGCGGCGGGGAUGGGGCUGAAGGAGCCAGGCAGCCGGGACUGUCACCUCCAGCUGCAGCAGGUGCCCCGGCCGCCUCCCCGAGGGGGGGCGUCGGCAGGGUGCGGGCGGGAGCGGCCCAGCCAGCUGCCUGGCUUGGGCCCGGGACCUGGGCCGCCGCCGGCUCCUGCCUCGGGCGUGGCGGCCUCCCGCACGGACAAGGAGACGGUGUACGAGUGGUUCGGUCUAGUGCUGGGCUCGGCGCAGCGGCUGGAGUUCAUGGUGGGGCUGCUGGACUUGUGCAACCCGCUGGAGCUGCGCUUCCUGGGCUCCUGCCUGGAGGACCUGGCCCGCAAGGACUACCACUGCCUGCGCGAUGCCGAGGCCAAGGCCAACGGGCUCAGCGACCCCGGGCAGCUGGGAGACUUCCGAGACGCGGCCGUGCGCUCCAAGCUCAUCGUCUACCUGGCGCUGCUGGGCUCCGAGAACCGAGAGGCCGCUGCCCGCCUCCACUGCCUGCUGCCCCAGGUGGACUCCGUCCUGAAGAGCUGCGGGGCUCGCGUGCGGGAGGAGGAUGGGCCCGAGGAGGACAUGGAAGGGCCUGGAGAAAACGGCCAGGCCCUCCCUGUUGAGAGCCUGGGCUUCGGGGCUCAGGAAGAGCUACUGUUGCUGUUCACCAUGGCCUCUCUUCACCCCGCCUUUUCCUUCCACCAGCGGGUCACCCUGAGGGAGCACCUAGAGCGACUGCGGAGGGCCCUUUUUGGGGACCAGGAGGAGGAUGCCUUCGGCCCUGCAGCUCAGAAUGACUUUUCCCAUAAUGACUGCAUGCCAAGUAAUGAGAACAGUUUGGAUCACAUCACACCACCUCAUGAUGGACUUUCGAUGGCCUCUCAUAGACCUCAGCGGGAAGCUGUACACAUUGAGAAGAUAACACUGAAAGGAGUACCAAGAAAAAGGGCUGACAAACAUUUGGAGUACACCUUCAAAGUAACCUGGUCUGAUCUUUCUGUAACGUGUGUAACAAAAACACAUCAGGAGCUGCAGGAGUUCCUACUAAAACUUCCAAAGGAACUGUCUUCUGAAGCAUUUGACAAGACCAUUUUACGAGCACUAAAUCAGGGUUUCCAGAAGAAGGAAGAACGGCGGCACCCAGAUCUAGAGCCAAUAAUAAGGCAGCUAUUUUCAAAUAUGUCACAGUCUUUUCUGCAGAGUCAAAGAGUAUACAACUUCUUCCAGUCAAUUUCAUCAGAAUCUUUGCGCGCACACAGUAACUUACAACCCUCUUUGAAGACAGCUAAGGCAUCAGAACACUUCAAGGAGGACAGUUCAGAGGCUUCAAGUCAGGAGGAAGAUGUAAUGCAGCACACAUCAGUCCAUAAAAAACAUAAUGGGAAAAGUCCUGUUGCCAACACUAGCAGUACAAAAUGUUCUUCACUGGAUGGCCUUAACAUAAAACACUCUGAACAGAAUGGGGUAGUGGAUUGGAGAAGAAAAAACUGCACUGUUCAACAGCAUCCAGAGCACUGUACAAACUUACUUGAUCAGCAUGCAGGAGAGAAACGGGGCUUAUCUUCAAUAAGCAAGAAGAAAGGAAAACCACAACUGGAAAAGGAUAAAAUAAAGAAAACUGACAGCAGAUUGAGCAAUAGGAUUAAUGGAGUUAGAGUUGCAGCAACACAGCACAUCCGUGCAGGGGCAGUAAAAG